Molecule: messenger RNA, 2161 nt
Organism: Camelina sativa (false flax)
Lineage: Eukaryota; Viridiplantae; Streptophyta; Magnoliopsida; Brassicales; Brassicaceae
Source: RefSeq, a predicted model, not a curated record
AUAGUUAAGGAGACUCUAAUUCCUCCGUCUUCUACGUCAAUGGCGACUGGAACAUCGACGUCUUCGUCUCUUUCGAUGACGUUAUCCUCGACGAACGCGUUAUCGUUUCUGUCGAAAGGGUGGAGAGAGGUAUGGGACUCAGCUGAUGCGGAUUUGCAGCUGAUGCGAGACAGAGCUAACUCCGUUAAGAAUCUAGCGUCGAGCUUCGACAGAGAGAUCGAGAAUUUCCUCAAUAACUCGGCGAGGUCUGCGUUUCCCGUCGUAUCACCAUCGGCGAGUGAAAUUGGUAUCAUGAAGAAGCUUCAGCCUAAGAUUUCCGAGUUUCGUAGGGUUUAUUCGGCUCCGGAGAUCAGCCGUAAGGUUAUGGAGAGGUGGGGACCAGCUAGGGCGAAGCUUGGGAUCGAUCUAUCGGCGAUUAAGAAGGCGAUUGUGUCUGAGAUGGAAUUGGAUGAGCGUCAGGGAGUUUUAGAGAUGGGUAGGAUGAGGAAACGGCGUAAUAGGGAUAGGGUUAGGUUUACGGAGUUUUUCGCGGAGGCUGAGAGAGAGGGAGAGGCUAGUUUUGGUGAUUGGGAGCCGAUUAGGUCUUUGAAGACUAGGUUGAAAGAGUUUGAGAAACGAAGCUCAUCGGAAAUUUUGAGUGGCUUCAAGAACAGCGAUUUUGUAGAGAAGCUCAAAACCAGCUUUAAAUCAAUUUACAAAGAAACUGAUGAGGCAAAGGAUGUCCCUCCAUUGGAUGUACCUGAACUUUUGGCAUGUUUGGUUAGACAAUCUGAACCUUUUCUUGAUCAGAUUGGUGUAAGGAAGGGUAAGAUUACAAAACACGACUUGAAUCUCAAUUUCCUCAAAGGGAGGGACCACGCAGACGAUUCUCUUCACAANUGGCACCUGCCAUCUGCCCAAGCAUCCGAUUUAAUUGAAAAUGAUAACCUUGGAGUUGAUUUGGAUACAAGGAUAGCCAGGUCCACACAAACUACUUAGAGUACAUCAAGAGGGAGAAGAAUGGAGCUCUGCAAGCAUUUUUUGUGAACCAUGUAAACAAUUGGGUCACACGAGCAUAUUGCGACAAGGUUCUUCGCCUCUCUGCCGCAACACAAGAUUUACCGAAGUCUGUUGUAUGCAAUGUCCAUGGUGUAAAUCCCAAGUUCCUUAUGAUUGGGGAAAAAGUUGCUGAAGAGAGAUCCCGUGGAGAACAAGCUUUCUCAAAGGGUGCAUAUUUCUUAGGCAAAAUGGUGUGGGCUAAAGGAUACAGAGAACUAAUAGAUCUGAUGGCUAAGCACAAGGGCGAACUUGGGAGCUUCAAUCUAGAUGUUUAUGGGAACGGUGAAGAUUCAGUCGAGGUCCAACGUGCAGCAAAGAAACACGACUUGAAUCUCAAUUUCCUCAAAGGGAGGGACCACGCAGACGAUUCUCUUCACAAGUACAAAGUGUUCAUAAACCCAAGCAUCAGCGAUGUUCUAUGCACAGCAACCGCAGAAGCAUUAGCCAUGGGGAAGUUUGUGGUAUGUGCAGAUCAUCCUUCAAACGAGUUCUUCAGAUCAUUCCCGAACUGCUUAACGUACAAAACAUCGGAAGACUUCGUGUCCAAAGUGAAAGAAGCAAUGACGAAAGAGCCAUUACCUCUCACUCCCGAGCAAAUGUACACUCUCUCUUGGGAAGCAGCAACACAGAGGUUCAUGGAGUAUUCAGAUCUAGAUAAGAUCUUAAAGGACGGAGAUGGAGGACGGAGGAUGCAAAAAUCAAGAUCUGUUCCAAGCUUUAACGAGAUGGUCGAUGGAGGAUUGGCAUUCACACACUAUGUUCUAACAGGUAACGAUUUCUUGAGACUAUGCACUGGAGCAACACCAAGCACAAAAGACUAUGAUAAGCAACAUUGCAAGGAUCUGAAUCUUGUUCCACCUCACGCUCACAAACCAAUCUACGGCUGGUAGAUUUUUCCUCACAGGCCAGUUAUUGCUUUUGACUUGUUAAGCAGCCACUACUUUCAUUGUUUCCCUUAUUAUUAUUGCUACUUUCUAUAGUUGUUGAAGAUCGUUUGUUAAUAGAAAGGGUAGAUAACCAGAUAUGUCUUUUUGUAUAAUACAAGCGAAUUUGAUGGUAUAUAUAGAAAAUAACUAUAUUAGCAAACAUGUGAACUAUGAAGUAUGAAGACCAUUUCGGGAUC